Callorhinchus milii (elephant shark) is the source of this 4830-nucleotide messenger RNA. RefSeq lists its product as uncharacterized. Lineage: Eukaryota; Metazoa; Chordata; Chondrichthyes; Chimaeriformes; Callorhinchidae. Gene Ontology annotation, cellular component: extracellular region. The transcript is spliced from 31 exons. The record is from RefSeq and is a predicted model, not a curated record. Gene Ontology annotation, molecular function: calcium ion binding.
UUGCUUUCGGUCGCUGUUUGCUAUCCGGGACACACGACUCUCCAGUGAAACUGCAGCCACAGGACGGGACAGCUGCCCCCCGGGGGCUGUUUGCGUGACCCUCGGAUGCCUGUGACGAGGUUUCCUGCCGCAGCAUCGGGAGAAGCGCAGGGACGGAGAGUUUGGUACCGUCUCUGGCCCUGUGCGUCGCUCUCUGUAUCCCCAUCCCCACCCCCUCUCGCCAUGCAGGUCAGGAGAUCGGGAGCGGGGCAGUGCGCCGGGUUUCUCGGGCUGAUCGCCCUGUGCGAUGCGAUCCAUUUCCUGUCACACCCACAUGCCUCACAGUUUCUCAGCAGAAGACGACGUGCGAAUGGGAUCUUUGAAGAGAGUAAGAAAGGAAAUUUAGAGAGGGAAUGCGUUGAAGAAUUUUGUAACAAGGAAGAGGCCAGGGAAGUGUUUGAGAAUGACCUUGAAACAGAAUACUUUUAUCCCAAAUACCUCGAUUGUUUGAGCCGAUAUCAAUAUCGUAUUCCAAGCAUGACUCGUGCUACAAGUCACCUGAGGACAUGUGUCAGUGAUAUCCCAGACCAAUGCACUCCUUCCCCAUGCAACUCUGAAGGCUCAGUUAAAUGUAUGGACAAGAAGGGUGCUUUCAAAUGUACCUGUAAGGAAGGCUGGGAGGGGGACAGAUGUCAGAAUGAUAUAAAUGAAUGUGAAGCUGGAACAUUGAGGAAAGGUGACUGUAGUCAUGCCUGUUACAAUGUACCUGGAAGUUAUCGCUGUUUCUGUCGGGAUGGUUUCUUCAUGCAUUCAGAUAAGCACACCUGCAUUGAUAGAAAUGAAUGUUUAUUAAAACCGAACAUCUGUGGGUCAGCAUACUGCAGGAAUCUGGACGGCAAUUUUGAAUGUAAAUGCGAUGAAGGGUACAUAUUCAAUUCAACUACAAAGACGUGCAUGGACGUAGAUGAGUGUGCUGAGAAUACCUGUGCACGCGUGUGUGUGAAUUACCCUGGGAGCUACUCCUGCUUUUGUGAUGGAAGGGAAGGAGAAAAACUAGCAACUGAUGGGAAGAACUGUCUGGAGAUAUCAACAUGUUUCCCUGUGCAAACCAGUAGGAAGGCAUACAUUCUGAACAUGGGAGAACUCUUUUCAGGCAUUCCCGUUGUGUACCUCAGGUUUAAAAUCCCUGUGGAUAACAGGUUUACAGCACAAUUUGACUUCAGAACAUAUGACUCGGAGGGGAUUAUAGUUUAUGCUGAAACCAACGAAACCCAUUCAUGGUUUAUGCUUGCCCUACGAGGUGGGAAACUUGAAGUACAAUUCAAGAAUGAAUUCACACCUAAGGUCACAACCAGUGGAGGACCAUCCAUUAAUAAUGGUGGCUGGUAUACAAUCUCUAUUGUAGAGUCACAGAACAGUAUCCUUGUGAAGGUUGACCAAGCAGCAGUGAUAAAAAUCAACAGUCCUGGCCAGCUGUUCUCCUCAGUCAAUGGAACAACAGAGAUAAAAAUAUCCAUCGCAGGUUUACCUCGGGGAGCAGAUAGAACCAUUCUUCCUAUUAAUCCUCGGUUGGAUGGCUGCAUGCGUGGGUGGAAUUGGAUGAACUUAGGUGCUGCUGGAAUUGGAAGUGUCAUUCAGAACAUAAAAACCAAGCACUGCUAUCUGAAUGUGGAGAAGGGAUCAUACUUCCCGGGCACUGGAUAUGCAAUGCUUCAAUUAAACUACAGCAUGGCAGAAAAUAACAGUGUUGGAAGUUGGAAAAUCAACUUGAAACUCACUGUCCGCUCAUCAAAAGACACUGGUGUGUUAUUUGCUUUAGCCAGUGAUGAAAAGAUACCUUUGUCCCUGGCCUUCACAGACUCUUACUCUUUGGGUACAAAGGACAAACAGAACUUGAUUCUGGUAAUGGAUAAUGUGAUUGUGGUCAAAACUGAUGAACUCCAUUUAUGCAAUGGAGAAAAACGUUCAAUACAGCUCAACAUAACAGCAGAAGAGAUUUUGCUGGAAGUCGAUGGGAAUGUCUAUGGAAGCCAUUUACAAAAUUUUGAACUAGAGCAGCAACUCUCCUUAUUGGAUGGGGUUAUGCAAGAGCCUGUCAAUACCACUUUAGGAGGUGUUCCAGAUAUUCCAAUUACAGCCACACCAGUCUCAGCACUGUUUAAUGGAUGCAUGGAACUGGAAAUUAAUGACAAAACUAUUGACCUGGAUGAGGCCAUCCACAAACAUAAUGAUAUCCAGUCUCAUUCAUGCCCUUCCAUGAACAAGGAUUAGAACAUCUAUCAGCAUCUUUCUCAUUACACCUGGUGGCAGCCAAGUCAAAAUGGAGCUGUGGCAUCAUGCGAUAUAGAGCACCUACGCUCUCUGCAGACAGUUCCCGGAGGCUGGAGCUCAGCAGAGAUCUGCUCCGGGAGUGGAGAGGGCGACAACAACAACAACAACAACGACAACAACACCACCACCACAACAACAACAACGACGACGACGACAACAGGGAUGCCUGGCAGCGCCCGGGCUCUCGGGGCAUUCCUGCUGCUCCUGGUGCUGCCGGAGACCUCGCAGUUUGUUGGCCGCAAAACCGCUUCCAGUUUCCUGAGGGUGAAACGCGCCAAUCACAUCUUUGAGGAAACCAAACAGGGACACCUGGAGCGGGAGUGCGUGGAGGAGCACUGCAGUCGGGAGGAAGCCCGAGAGGUCUUCGAGAACCUCCCAGAAACGGCUUAUUUUUAUCCAAAGUAUCAAGAAUGCCGUCGUCUUUAUGGACCACCUCAAAACCAAAAAAAUGAACUGGCAACUUGUAUUCACAAUAUCCCAGAUCAAUGCACACCAAUGCCUUGUCAUGAAGAAGGGUAUAUGGAGUGUGAGAAUUUGAAAGGUGCUUUUAACUGCAUCUGCAAGCCAGAAUGGAAGGGAGAAAGAUGUGAACAAGAUAUCGAUGAAUGUGACACUCGCAAUGGAGGCUGCAAUCAAAUUUGCAUCAAUAUGCCAGGCAGCUACAAGUGCUCCUGCAAUGCAGGCUUCACCAUGGUUUCAAGCGAUAAAAUUUGUCAGGAUGUCAAUGAAUGUGGAUUAAAUCCAGAUCUUUGUGGAACAGCGAAGUGUGAAAAUACAGUGGGUUCUUACGAUUGCAAAUGUGCUGCUGGAUAUAAAUACAACAUUUCUACAAAGUCAUGUAACGAUAUAGAUGAGUGUGCAACCAAUAUCUGUGCACAAAAAUGUGUCAACACUCAAGGUAGUUACACCUGCUAUUGCGAUGGAAAGCAAGGAUUAAAACUGGCCAAAAACUUGAAGAACUGUAAAAAAAUUGUACCUUGCCUACCACUGAACACUGUGAAAAAUGCAGCCUCGCUCUAUCUCGGAAGAUUCUUUAAUGGAGUCCCGGUGAUGGAAUAUAAUUUCAAAAGAAAGCAGAAAACCAGAUUUACAGUGGAAUUUGACUUUCGAACAUAUGAUACUGAGGGUGUAAUAUUCCAUGCUGGUCACCAACAAAACAACACCUGGAUCAUGCUAGCUGUUCAUAAUGGGAAACUUCAGGUGCAGUACAAGAAUGCCAAUGGAGUCACAUCGGGCGUUACCAGUGGAGGUCCACUUAUAAACGAUGGUUCCUGGCACAUGAUUUUUGUUGAAGAAUCAAUUAACAGCUUAAUUGUGAAAGUUGCAAGAGAGGCAGUUAUGAAUAUUAACAUUCCUGAAAGUCUUUUUAUGGAGAAUCGAGGAUUAUUUAAGAUCAACAUAUCUGUUGGAGGCCUUCUGAGUGACGAGUUACAUGUUAAACCAAUUAACUCAAGACUAGAUGCCUGCAUGCGUGGAUGGAACUGGAUAAAUGAAGAGGAUACUCUAAUAAGUGAAACCAUAAAACACGAUGAAAGAUUGCAGUGUUUCUCUCACUUAGAGAGUGGAUCUUACUAUCCCGGGACUGGAUUUGCAUUCUACAACUUCAUUUACAGCACAGGAGAAAAUGGUAACUGGGCAGUGAACGUGAAUCUUGUGAUCCGGCCUGCAGCAGAUACUGGAGUGUUAUUUGCUUUGAUAAGUGACGACAAAGUUCCACUCUCACUUAUCAUUAUGGAUUCAAGUUCCACAAAGAAAGCUGAUAGACAGGAAAUAGUUCUGUCUAUAGAGAAUGUGAUUGUUUACAAACUAGAGGGAUUACCACUGUGCGGGGGAGAGAAGCUGUCCAUACAGCUCAUUGCAACUAAAGACAAAAUUAUAUUGGCGUCCGCUGCAAUAAUAGCCAACAGUCCUUUGGAAAAGGCACAGCUAACUGAACGUCUCUCCACACUAGACAAAUAUAUGCAGAAAUCCGUCAAAACAUAUCUAGGAGGAAUUCCAGAUAUUCCAUUAGCUUCUACUCCAGUCUCCGCGUUCUAUCAUGGGUGCAUGGACACACGUAUUAACAAUCAGAUCAUUGACCUGGAUGAAGCCAUCUACAAAGAUAACUCCAUAAAAUCUCACUCAUGCCCUUCAAGAACAUAAAGAAAAUUUGCAAAAAUGUUACUUUUUUUACAUGAGAUAUCACUUGUUAUUCUAACAAAUUAAAACUUACAUACAUUUAAUUUACUAAUUGACUAUAUUUAGUAAGUCAAAUCUGGGUAGUACACAAGAUACUAAAUAUAAUGAGAACAAAUUAUUUGUCUCAAGUGUUGUAAUAUAUUUAAAUACAAGUAUGUGAAAAAGGGAAUGAAUGGAUUGCUUCUUUUUGCUGCAAUAGAAAGGUUGAGGAAAGUAAAGUAUAAUAAAUUGUAAUGGCUGCAUUAUCUGUAAAUGUAUAGAAAUGGUUUAGACUAUUCUGUAUGUUAAAAAAGUACAGCAAAUAUAUUACAGCCAUCCAGAAUAAAAUGAUCAGAACAAUAA